AUGAAGCAGCGCUACUUCCGCCCGAAGGACGAGUCGCCGGAGGAGGUGGAGCGGGCGCGGCUCGCCGCCGUCGAGGCGCUGCGGCGGCUCGAGGGGGAGGACCAGCUCGGCGAGCUCAGGCGGGCCCAGCAAGAGGACCGCGCGCUCGGACCGCGCAGCUCCGGCGCGCCCUGCGCUGGCCGCGGCCGCGGGGAGUCGCCCGCCGCGCCCGCCGGGGUGGAGCGGCUGGCCGCCUUCCGCGGGCGCUACCCCGUCGACGACGGCGCCUUCGAGCUCUUGGCGAGGCAGCCGGCCGAGGUGCAGUCCAUGGUGAUCUCGAGGUUCCGCCCGCCAGAGGAGGGCCUGCCCGACUACUCGGCGCUGCUGGCGAGCGUCGUCCAGACCAUCGCGGAUGCCGCACGGCGGCCGCGCCAGGUCGCGACGUUCUCGACGGGCUGCUUCUGGGAGUCGCAGAAGCUGUUCGACAGGGUGAGCGGGGUCCUCAGCACCACGGUCGGCUACACUGGCGGUAACACGCUGAGCAAGCCGACGCACGAGAGCGUGCAACUUGGGGACGGGCACUCCGAAGCAAUCCGCAUAGAGUUCGACCCUGAGCUGAUCACCUACGACGAGCUCCUCACUCACUUUGACCGCAUUCGCGAGCGCACGCCAGCGCCAGUGGGCUUGGCGUUCGCUGGGGGGGCAGCUGUGCAGGCUGGGACCAAGACGCAGCACCACUCGGCAGUCUGGUACCACGACGAGGAGCAGAAGAAGGCCCUGCAGGCACGCGCCAGACGAGGCGCCCCGGAGGUCCACGCCGCGCGCAUGGAGACCUGGCACGACGCGGAGAGACACCACCAGAAGUUCCACCAGAAGGGCUGCAGCGUGCAGUGA
This is a messenger RNA of Prorocentrum cordatum, 873 nucleotides long. The record is from the annotation of a GenBank genome assembly. Lineage: Eukaryota; Dinophyceae; Prorocentrales; Prorocentraceae.